UGAGAAGUACCUCUUAUCAGCAAGACAACUAGUGAACUAGGGACCUCUUAUCGCCGUUGUCAUCCAAUUCGCCACUGCACAAUUAUUAUUUUUCCAAGUCUUUUCUGCACAGGCAAGGAAGGUCUUUCCUGAGCAGUAAUGUCAAGAGUUUAUUGGCCAUACUUUGAUCCUGAGUAUGAGAACCUGAGCACAAGAAUUAAUCCCCCAAGGGUCUCUGUGGACAACUCUAGCUGCAAUGAUUGUUCCCUAGUCAAGGUCGAUAGCGUCAAUAAGCCGGGAAUUCUGCUAGAAGUUGUGCAAGUACUGACAGACCUUGACCUCAUAAUCACUAAAGCCUAUAUCUCCUCUGAUGGUGGAUGGUUCAUGGACGUGUUUCACGUCACCGAUCAACAAGGAAAGCAGAUUACAGACAAAAGAACCAUCGAUCAUAUUGAAAAGGCUUUAGGACCAAAGGGGCAUACUACAGAAGUAGUGAAGACUUGGUCAGGAAAAAGAGUUGGAGUUCAUUCUGUUGGUGAUCACACAGUCAUUGAGCUAAUUGGAAGAGACCGUCCAGGUCUCUUAUCUGAGAUCUCUGCUGUUCUUGCUGACCUGCACUUUAAUGUACUUGCUGCUGAAGUAUGGACACACAACGAAAGAAUAGCAUGUGUUGUUUAUGUUAAUGACACUACAUCCCAACCUGUGGACAAUCCAACCAGAUUAUCAACUAUAGAAGAUAAACUCAAGAAUAUCUUACGCGGGUGUAAGGAUGAUAACAAUGUUGGUCAUACCAGUUUCUCUAUGGGGUUCACUCAUGUGGAUAGACGGCUCCACCAGAUGUUGUUUGCUGAUAGAGAUUAUGAGGUCAGUGGCCAUAGUGGUGGUAGAUUUUCAAAUGAGGUUGAUUUUCCUGUCUGUUUCCAACCCAAGAUCACCAUUGAGCGUUGGGAAGAAAAAGGAUACUCGGUGGUCAGCGUUCGGUGCAAAGAUCGCGCAAAACUAAUGUUUGACAUUGUAUGCACACUCACUGAUAUGGAGUAUGUUGUUUUCCAUGCCACCAUCUCGUCUGAUGUUCCAUAUGCAUCACAGGAGUACUAUAUUCGUCACAUGGAUGGUUGCACCCUUGAUACUGAAGGUGAGAAGGAAAGGGUAGUCAAAUGUAUUGAUGCUGCAAUUCGUAGACGAGUGAGCGAGGGGCUUAGGCUAGAGUUAUGUGCAAAGGAUAGGGUAGGCUUGCUAUCCGAAGUAACAAGGAUCCUGAGGGAGAAUGGCUUAUCAGUUUCAAGAGCAGGCGUCUCAACCAUUGGUGAACAAGCACUGAAUGUGUUCUAUGUUAGAGACUCUUCAGGCAACUCGGUGGAUAUUCAGAAAAUCGAAGCUCUUCGUGAGGAAAUUGGACACACUAUGAUGUUCAAUGUUAAGAAAGUUUCAACGAUUUCCAAAGCACCUGAGACUAGUGGAUGGGCCAAGACGAGCUUCUUCUUUGGUUACUUGAUAGAGAGGUUCUUGGCUUGACAAGAUUUCCAUGUAAGUGUACAAUGUACAAUGCAAAUGUACAGAAUAAUAAAUCUGUCCAGGGAGUAACCUGAACAGAGCAGUUUAUGUAUAAUAUGCAUGCUCGUCACUUGUAACUGUUGGACUUUCCACGACAUUCUCCUCUUUGUGUAUCCUACUUUGAGAUUGCAUGGCAUGAGGAUGAAAAUUGUUCAAAUUAGAAUAAUGUGAAAG
This is a messenger RNA of Argentina anserina (silverweed cinquefoil), 1707 nucleotides long. Its product is annotated as ACT domain-containing protein ACR3. The transcript is spliced from 8 exons. The record is from RefSeq and is a predicted model, not a curated record. Lineage: Eukaryota; Viridiplantae; Streptophyta; Magnoliopsida; Rosales; Rosaceae. The coding region runs from base 139 to 1494 and encodes 451 amino acids.